AUGUUGAGGUAUGAUUAUGAAGAAUAUGAAGAAGUUGAUAGCGAAGAUGCCGAUGAUGAACAUAAUGUUUAUCCCCAGGCUAUCCCUGAUUAUAUGACAAAAAGAGGUACAACUGGAGUAUUCGAUAUUGAAGAUUUACGCAAAUUAUUAGAAGACGAGAGAGCUCUGGACGUCAUCUGCAUACCUGUACCCCCACAAUGUAGGUACUGCGACUAUCUAGUCAUCCUAACUGGAAAGUCCUACAGGCAUCUAAGAGCUAUGGCAGAAAAAAUUAAAAAAUUAUUCAAGACGAAGAGAAGUUCACAUGACCCAGAAAGUGUAAACAUUGAGGGUAAUAUUGUUGUCCAUCUUUUCCUCGAAGAAACAAGAAAGAAAUACAAUUUAGAAGAGCUAUGGACAGUUGGGCCCGAACUAGAUAGCCAUUGUAUCCAGGAGAGGGCCGAAUUAGAGGGCAUCAGGAAUAAAUUAGGGGUUGGUAGGGCGACCGUAAUUGCUAAUGGGCAUAAGAUAUCUCCAAGUGAUUUUUCCUUUGAUGAGGAGUUAGAAAGAAUAAAAAAGUUGAGAUUGGCAGAGAAAUUAGAGGGAGAGAAAGAAAAAUGUUGA
Helobdella robusta is the source of this 603-nucleotide messenger RNA. RefSeq lists its product as hypothetical. NCBI's taxonomy places the organism in Eukaryota, Metazoa, Annelida, Clitellata, Rhynchobdellida, Glossiphoniidae. The record is from RefSeq and is a predicted model, not a curated record. Gene Ontology annotation, biological process: negative regulation of translation; negative regulation of ribosome biogenesis. The transcript has 4 exons. Bases 1 to 603 code for a protein of 200 amino acids. Gene Ontology annotation, cellular component: mitochondrion. Gene Ontology annotation, molecular function: ribosomal large subunit binding.